This is a messenger RNA of Equus caballus (horse), 960 nucleotides long. RefSeq names its product crystallin gamma S (gene CRYGS). NCBI's taxonomy places the organism in Eukaryota, Metazoa, Chordata, Mammalia, Perissodactyla, Equidae. The record is from RefSeq and is a predicted model, not a curated record. Gene Ontology annotation, molecular function: structural constituent of eye lens. Gene Ontology annotation, biological process: lens development in camera-type eye; visual perception.
CAUGACUAAGCAAAUGUUUGAUUUGAAACCAGCCCAGUAUAAAUGUCUCUGUGCCUCUAACUCUCUCUGGCUAUUCCUGGAUUUCAGUACUGGGGAAACCAAUCUAUACUCCAAAAAUGUCUAAAACUGGAACCAAGAUUACUUUCUAUGAAGACAAAAAUUUUCAAGGCCGCCAGUAUGACUCUGAUUGCGACUGUGCAGAUUUCCACGUGUACCUGAGUCGCUGCAACUCCAUUAGAGUAGAAGGAGGCACCUGGGCUGUGUAUGAAAGGCCCAACUUUGCUGGGUACAUGUACAUCUUACCUCGGGGUGAGUACCCUGAACACCAGCAUUGGAUGGGCCUCAACGACCGCCUCAGCUCCUGCAGGGCUGUUCGCCUGUCUAGUGGAGGCCAGUAUAAGAUUCAGAUCUUUGAGAAAGGGGAUUUUAAUGGUCAGAUGUAUGAAACCUCUGAAGAUUGCCCUUCCAUCAUGGAGCAAUUUCACAUGCGAGAGGUCCACUCCUGCAAGGUGCUGGAGGGUGCCUGGAUUUUCUACGAGCUACCCAACUACCGUGGCAGGCAGUACCUCCUGGACAAAAAGGAGUACCAGAAGCCCAUCGAUUGGGGUGCAGCUUCCCCAGCUGUCCAGUCUUUCCGCCGCAUUGUGGAGUAAUGACAUGGAUGGGGCCAAAUGCUGGCUGGCCUUGUCAUCUAAAUAGGCAUCAUAAAUAAAACAAUUGGCAUGCAUUCCGCUGUUGACUGUAACGCCUCUCCUUAAACGCUUAGGGACCAGCAGAGGAGCGCCCACCAUAGUGGGCAGUUACACAAAGCAGCUCAUCCUUCAGUUUACCUGUCUGUAUCUUUGUGCCAAACGAAAUGGGACUGCAUUAAAAGGUUAGAAAAUCACAGUGCUGUGUAGUGGUUCUUGUUACUUAAGUUCUGUAUUAAUUCAACAAGUACAAUAAAAAUAGCUGCCAUGA